Molecule: messenger RNA, 990 nt
Organism: Penicillium vulpinum
Lineage: Eukaryota; Fungi; Ascomycota; Eurotiomycetes; Eurotiales; Aspergillaceae
Product: putative extracellular SCP domain protein Pry1
Exons: 2
Coding region: 1-990 (329 amino acids)
Cellular component (GO): extracellular region
Source: RefSeq, a predicted model, not a curated record
AUGGACCGAAACAACCACACCAAAACUACACGAUGGCUGGCCAUUCUUGUACUCCUCACCAUGCAAAUACUCAGCGCAAACGCCGAUGUGGUUACCGUUUGGACCACGGUGAAAGUGCCCGCGCCAACACCAACAGCACCAUUACCACCAUCCUACACCUCUUUCGACCAGUUCAAGGAUGAUAUGUUGAAAGUCACGAACGAGUACCGCGCCAACCACGAUGCCGAUCCACUAAGAUGGAACGAAACUCUGGCCGAUUACUCGCGGAAGUGGGCAGAAGCCUGUAUCUGGAAACACUCGAAAAGUAGCUACGGCGAGAACCUCGCCUUCGGAUUUGACAAUGUCUCUGCUGCUGUUAUCGCCUGGGGCGAUGAAGGCGAUAUGUAUAACUUCGGCAAGCCGACAGGCUUCACUGAGGAAACGGGACAUUUCACUCAGUUGGUCUGGAAGGAUACUACGCAGGUUGGCUGUGCUGCUGUCAACUGUGGGUAUAAGAAGGAUGAUAAUGCCAAAAGAGAUAAUGAGGUCGAAGUACAAGAGGAUGCCUUCGAUGCCUUUGAAGGGGUGCUGAUGGCGCCUCGUUUCACCGAGGAUGAAUCUGAACAAGAUGGACUGGAAGGGCUGAAGGUUGCGGCGCGAGGCGAGCCACGGGCUCAGGGGUGGUAUGUUGUUUGCGAGUAUACACCUCCUGGUAAUGUUGUGGGCAUGCAUGAUUUCUACUUCAGGAAGAACGUCUUGCCAAAAAAGAGACCUACCGUUGAGUCGCCCUCGGCUUCUUCUGUUUCGUCCACGGCUUCCUCGACUUCUUCGACUUCUUCGCCUUCUUCCACGUCCGCGGCUGAGCCGUCAUCGAAUGCCGCAACAUCCACUACCACCGGGAGCCAGAGUCGACCUACGGGAAGUGCUAUGAAGUUUGCGCUGGACUCAACCUUGGGGAUGAUGCUGGUAGCAUUGGGAACGGUGGGAGUCGGAAGGGGUCUUUACGCUUGA